This is a messenger RNA of [Torrubiella] hemipterigena, 546 nucleotides long. NCBI's taxonomy places the organism in Eukaryota, Fungi, Ascomycota, Sordariomycetes, Hypocreales, Clavicipitaceae. The record is from the annotation of a GenBank genome assembly.
AUGAAGUUAACCUCUGCGCUACCAGUCGCCUUAGCCGCCAGCCUCAGCAUGCCUGUGCUAGCAACCCCUUGUUGCGCACAGCAGGGUAAGGCUCGCCAUGAGAAGGUUAUCAGCCAGUACCUUCGAUGUUGGGGAGGCGAGUUUGACCUCAUGAACUCCACAUUCGCGCCUGAUGUGCAUCUUUAUCAAGAUCGUUUGCCUACAGCAAAUGGAAGCGAAGCCUCGAACUUGGUAAAUAGACAGGAGUUCUUGGCCUUUAUCAAACGCUCGCGCACCGGCUGGGAAAAGUACGGAUUCGAAGUCAUAUUCUGGGCAGGCGAUGAGAAUAAAAUUGCAAUCCGUUGGCGUUUGGCUGCUAUCAUGGGACCGGAUUUCCCUCCGAAAAUUCCUACGAACCUCAAAGCGGGGGAUCAUGUCACCUACAAUGGCACCGACUUUCUUCAAUUAGACGCUUGCAGUGGUCUCAUUAAGCAGGUUGAUUCGGCGCAAGACCUUGUUACCUUUUUUGACAACCUAGGUAUAUCCUUGAUACCGCGUCCCAACUAG